Drosophila eugracilis is the source of this 1145-nucleotide messenger RNA. RefSeq lists its product as uncharacterized. The record is from RefSeq and is a predicted model, not a curated record. The coding region runs from base 543 to 1145 and encodes 200 amino acids. The transcript has 2 exons. NCBI's taxonomy places the organism in Eukaryota, Metazoa, Arthropoda, Insecta, Diptera, Drosophilidae.
UCGCCUAGAGGCCUAGCCAAAAUAAUUUCGCCACUCUGGCGACGAUUUCGUUCGACUCCGACAACUCCGAAAUUUCAUUCGUAAUGGCCGCCCAUAAGUAAAAACGUGUCCCGCUGCUGAAGAACAAAAUCGAACGUUUGCGUUAGCCUAACUGCUUAAAUUUAGCUGUAAACGGUGUGGCAGUGGUAAAUACGCUGAAAAUCAGAUCGUUUGAUCAUAUUAUUGGCAUAAAUGCCUCGCAAAUAAAGUGAAAAAUGUGCAUGAAAAAAUCUAAAUCGAUUUUUUUGUUUGUGAAAAAAAAAAUCAUGCAGCGUUGCAUCUAGUGUGCGAGGAGCUCGCUAGGAGGCGCUAAUAUUUUUUAUCAGCCAACCGAUAACACGAAAGCCAAGGCGAAAUAAUAAUAAAUAAUAACAAGAAGAGGAAGAAAACAAAAACAAGAACACAAUUCCGAUUUAGCCUAAAACGAUGAUGAACUGAAAUGUGCAAAUUUGAUGAACGUAAUUAUGCCAAUUCACACAGAACCUUCGAUUUCAACGUGAAAAAUGUCGUCGACACAUCUGCUGCAUUUACUGUCACUGUUGUUGCUACCACUGCGUUGUCGUCGUAAUUGCCACCAGUUCAUUCCCUUGGCCAUUAUCCUGCUGUCGGCGCAGUCAGCUAGAGUUCGCGAGGAUCAAAGACGACAGCCGAGGGAGGAGGACCGGGAGGAGGAUAAGGAGAAGAAGAAGGACGAGGAGAAGGUGGUGGACGGUGUCCAGGGGGAGGAGGACACGCCCUAUAUAGUCGCCAAUCCACAUCCAAACCUUACCAGCAGUGGCACUACGUCUUCGGCCAGGGCAACGGGCACAGGGGCUGCGUUAACCAGCUGGCAGAGCAGCCACAGCCACCGCAGCCCCGGUGCUCAGGAUCGGGAUCGGUGUCAGGUUCAGAAGCAGGAGCACCUGUUGAGCCCCAAGAAGGUCCAACUCCAGGUCCAGCUAACGAAAACAGCCCCCUCAUCAGCGAGUAGAGGAACCAACACAACGCCGGUCACGCAUCGGAGUAGAUCCUCCAGAAUCCAAAGUAGCAGUAGCAGCACAAAAUCUGCCCACUGCAGUUGGACAGCCGGAGCAAUCGUUGCCUCCAUAGCAUCCAUAGCCACCUAA